AUGCAGAACGAGUAUCUUCCCUGGCGGAGGGUAGUUCGCAGCCUCGAGCAGCGUCAGACGCUGCAGAGCCUGCACACGCACUUCACACUCAAGCUGACCGACAUCCAGUGGUACGGACGUUGGUGGACGCUAAUCACGCCGGCGUUCAGCCACAUGCAGGUUGGCCACGCCGUCGGGAACCUGGUGGCCUUCAUGGAGUUUUCACAGAUGCUGCUGGCCGCCGGCAUCCACCCGGCACACUAUGGCGCGCUGAUCCUGGGCUCCGCAGUGUCGGGCCACCUGGCGUUCCUGACCCACGUGUCCUGGCGCCGCGCAACCCCCUGGUGGUGGACCCUGCUGCCGCUGGCGCCCCGCGUCGAGCCGUGCGCGCUCGGCCUGUCCGGCGUGGUCACGGGCCUGGGCGUCGCGCUCGCCCUGGCGGCGCCCAAUGCCACGGCCACCACCACGGUGGUGGUGCUUUCGAAUGGCAGGACGUCGCUACCCGCUUGGGGGCUCAUAGUCUUGUACCUGAUAUACGACACCGCCCGCCUGGAUGACCUGUCCUCGGAGUUCGGAUACGUGGCAUGUCUGGGCGGCGCGGCUUUCGGGGCCGUCUUCUAUUUCUUCGAGCUAAGGGGCAGGAACGCACUGCCAUUCGUGUGGCGGCUGUAG
Fonsecaea erecta is the source of this 651-nucleotide messenger RNA. RefSeq lists its product as hypothetical. The coding region runs from base 1 to 651 and encodes 216 amino acids. Lineage: Eukaryota; Fungi; Ascomycota; Eurotiomycetes; Chaetothyriales; Herpotrichiellaceae. The record is from RefSeq and is a predicted model, not a curated record. Gene Ontology annotation, cellular component: membrane. Gene Ontology annotation, molecular function: serine-type endopeptidase activity. The transcript has a single exon.